This is a messenger RNA of Girardinichthys multiradiatus, 5303 nucleotides long. RefSeq lists its product as uncharacterized. The coding region runs from base 1165 to 3816 and encodes 883 amino acids. NCBI's taxonomy places the organism in Eukaryota, Metazoa, Chordata, Actinopteri, Cyprinodontiformes, Goodeidae. The transcript has 6 exons. The record is from RefSeq and is a predicted model, not a curated record.
GCCUCCUUGCCAUUAUCUAAAUAUUUACCUUUCUCCACAGAUUCUCCAUCAGAUCCAGCUUAGGAGUCCAGCUGGGCCGCACCAAAACGUUAAUAUUACUUCCAGUCAGAACAAUGAGUUGGAUGGUCUUUCUUCUCCCCAUAUGGUUGAUCUCAUUUUAUAUCUAAUUCCAGCUGCUGUAGCCAACUUAAAGUAAAAUCACUCACUUCCGUGUGGCAUUAAUAACCCGCCAUAUACUUCCGCUGGCCUCACCUCUCUCUGCCUCUGUGUGGCACGAAUCGCGCCUCCCAUCAGUGAGUGGGCUGCAAGGGAAAUGAGCUUUCCGUCAUCCUGCUGGCUGAGCGCACCGGAGGCGACGGACUGCGGAAAGAUGCGACGAUGCGCCCCGCAGAACCGUGGUGGGUGAAGAGAUGCGCAGCGGCCGCAGGAGCCAGAGGAGGGUUCUGUUCUGCUCUCUGAGGGAUGGGACUGGACUGAAGGCUGGUUUUACUGAUUCUGUAGCGUCAGUCGUGCAGGCCGACUGGAAUGAUGUGGUGGCGCUGAUCCCAGUUCAGGAUGCUCCGCAGGCUUCCUCUGUAAACAAUGAAGAUGUGGAAGGACAUGGAAUAAAGGACACUUAAUUACCAUUCUGGGCUGAAUACUCCGAGCCAUCUUAUAAGCAUUGUUGCUUUGACAGCUCGAGCAGCCCUGAGAAAUGUAAGUCCAGCUGACAGAGGGGUCAGCGAGGCUCAGAAGACGAAGCAUCGGCGUGGAAGAAAACAAACUCCUCAUUACCUUCACUCCCUUUGGCUGUGACAGCAGAUCAUGUAACCUGCUUCUUUCUCUGUUUUUGCUCAGAGACUUUCCAUCUUGAUGCCAGAAAAAUAGCAGAUUUUCUUUUGUUUAUCCAAAAAUUGUCAGAGGGAACUGCUAAGAUGUGAGAUUAAAAAGAUCAGCUCAUUCUUUUGGUUUUAUUGUUGUCAGAAUUUUUUAAAAGGGACCAAUUUCACCAUAACUGCAGCCAUUUCACCAUGCACAGAGUACUUUGUUUGAAUUAUUGUCCUGUAACUUUAGAGCUGCAAUGCUCUGAAUUGAAAAUAGAUUCCUGAGAGUGGCAGCGUUACUUCUCCCCAAUGAGAAUUUAAAUCAACCUGACAGGCUGCAAGAAACACCCAUAAAACUUAGAUGAGGCCAACAACAGGUACCAUGCUCCAGCAGAAUAACAACAACAACUACCCCUGCUUGAGCAUGUCAGGCUACCGCCAGGAGAUGCUUCAGAAGUGCUCCAGAGCCUCGCUGCCCUUCCCCAGCCGAGUGGACUUGGCCCUCGCUGACCUGCCUCUUAUUCGUGGCCUCCGAGCCUGGGCCCUGUGCUCCAAGAACCGCCGCAAGGCCAGUGGUCUGCUGGGGGGAGGUAAAGCCACAACAGCUCCUCCGCUGGGCAGGGGGACCUUGACGUCCUGCCCCAGGCCUGCAGACGUGCACCUAAGCGGCUAUGGACUGCCCCUGGGGCUCGAUGCCCGGCAGGGUGGAAUUGGAGCUUUGGUUACGGUUGCUACUCUGAAGACCUCAGAGGGCAGCGGGAAGACACAGACUCAAUGCCUCUUCCUCCGGACGGAGAAAGGGAGCUGUUUAUACUCAACUUCCAAGCCCAGUUAUGGUGCGUCUCCCAGCAUGGUUGGUGAAUGGCUGAGAGGAAAGAGAGGAGGUGGAGAAGGAGGAGGCACAGAGCCUCCGCCUGUAGAGGCUGGACCAAACAGGGUCAGGGUUCGAUCAGGCAGGAGGUGGAGGAAGUCUGGUAUCACAGCAGGCCGCGAGAGAAAUGCUGUGAGCAGAGAGCGGCAGCAGAGGAGCUGUACGAAGGUUGAACUUAGUGUGGAAGUAAAGCAGGAAGAGCGAAACAAAAGAGGUCCAGACAGUAAAAAAAUUCCCAGCCCACAGCCGGAUAACAGCAUUGCCAGAUGCUGCAACAAUGUUUCUCCUAAAACCUGCACUCGAAACAAUAGCUGGGAUGAGCAUGAGGGAGGUGGAAGUCCGGCAAGAAGAGCUGCAUGUGAACUGAACCUUGAGGAGAAGGCAGCAUGGAGGGAGAGCCAAAGGGAUGACGAGGAGGGAGGAGAUUCUAUUGUUGUUUUGAAUGCAUCAAACCCUGACCAAGAAUCAAACUGCACUCACAGAAACUUUAACAGCAGCUCUGAUGUUGAUGGAGAUCAAAAAAUAAAAAGAGACGAAAGACUGGAGGAGCUGAACACGCAAACUUCUUACAUGCAGGAUGACUUUAGAAAGAGAGAUGAGGAUGCAAACACGGAUGUGUCGAGGAAACAUGUGAGCAGCAGUGACUUCAUGAUGGCACUGAAUGACAGAAAGCCUGAAAAUGAAAGAAAACAAGAUACAAAGCAAGAACCAAAGAAAGAGAUGGAGCGCCCUUCUGUAGGCUUACCUACCAGAACAAAAGAGUCCUCCAUUCCUGUAGAGGGCACCAUCUGCUGUACUGAUCAGGACACUAACAGGGUUUAUUCGAAGCAGGAGAGCAACCAAAACCAACUUGAAGUUGAACUUGGCCCAGAAGCAGAUUAUAAGGGUGGGGUUGUAGAAAUACCGAUUAUUAGCAGUCUUCAGUCCCACGAACCAAACAUCACAGCUGAUGAGAGCAACACUGUGAGUGAGGAAACCAGAGAACUUCAUAUUUUCCUGAAACGUGAGGAAAACAACAGCCUGCAGGAGGAGAAAAGAGUUUUGUAUUUGCCUGUCAGUCAGAGAGCUCUCUCUAUUUGUGAGAACUUGAAGGGGAGGAUUGGGAAACUAGAGGAUGAGUGCACCUGCAGCAAGCUGGAUGAUGGAAACAGUGAUGAAGAACAGCAGAGGAGUGGUGCUUCAGGGGAUGACUGGGGCUUACAGUCAUGCAGGGAAAAAGAGGGAGACACUACAACAUGUGUUGAAACGAAUGGACAGAAACACACCCUGGUCUCUAAUGGCGCUGAUCCCCCCACCUCUAAUCCUGCCCCUUCUCUGCCCCCCCUGGCAUCCAUGGCAACCGGCCUGCCAUUUCUGGAGGUGGAGGAGGAGAAAGGGGAGGCAGUGGGAGUGGCGCCAGGACACGAAGGAGGCAGCCACAAACAGAAAAGGAGUCAAAGGGGAGAGCCUGAGGUGAAAGCUGAGGAGGUGAGGGGCUCCACAGUGGCCGCUGAGGAAGGGAGGAAAGAGGAGGGAGAGGAGGAGGAGGAAGAUGAGUUUGGAGUCUUCAUGCAGGCAGAGGAAGAGCCAGCCUCGAGCGAGGGGGUUGACAUGUCUACCUCUGUGCCUUCUGGGAGCAGAGGGAGUAUUGCAGCACCUGGAAAGCACGCCAUCACCGGAGACGACACCUGGACAGCCUUCCCUCAGGACCUGACCAAUGAAAGUGGAGAUGUUGGGGAACAGUGGUGGUUGGCCAGCGCUGUGGAGGCAAGGAGAGAUGGACCUCUGACCCAUUACAAUCUGGUGACAGUCUUUGCAGAAGCCUUCCCCUCGUUGCCCAGUUUUUCACCAGAUGACCCCUGUGACCUGGAAGGUGUUCCCACUCUGACGCAGCUCCUCCUGGGCAAGGCCAGACAGGAUCAGGGGCUUCUGGACUCUUUCCAUGACUUGAACAAAAUGAUUGGCCAGAGCCACAAGAGAUCCAAGAGUGCAUCUCAGAACCUGCUUCUGAAGACUCUGCGACUGCAGCAGCCACUUCCUGAAAGCAGACCUACUUCCUGGACAACCAACCGCCGCCUGUCCCCUGGCCUCUCCUCGGCCAAUCAGCACGCUGCCGCCAAGAGACGGCUGUCCUACGACUACAACAGAAACACUGUGGAGUGACGCUGCAGCUUCUGCUGAGGUUGGACUGUUGAAGGCCAAGGUUCACCUGAAGGACUGCAGGUUCCUGAAGAGCGUGUGUACGAUCUGCUAUUCAAGACGCUGUCCCUCUCUUUGCACACUCUCUGGUUAAUUUAUGAUCCUGGCCGAUGAAGAGACACUGGCUGUAAAAUGGAGCGGCUGGUGUCGAUGUAGACUGGUGGAGUGUUUUUGUUUCCUUUUGUUUCUCACCACCUCCCGUCCUGACGUGACCGGGCAACCACAGCAGAUCCAAGGCACUCGCCACCAUGUUGAAAAAACAGACAAGGACAUUAAUUAUUCUCUCCAGGAGAAAUUUACAUUAAAGUAAAGCUGCUGUUUGUCUUUAUUGUGGUAAGAAAUUAUUGAUAACAAAUUAAAAGUUUGUUUGGCUGAGCUUGAAAGCAAUCACGGACAAUUGGUUAUUUGCUGAGAUAUACUCCUGAAUGAGGCAUCAGAUGGUAAAUAUGUUAGCACAGCUAUCAACCAACCAGAUGAGUGGCUUAUGCCUUGGGCCGGCUGUUUUAUUUAAAACAUAAUGCAGAGAAUAAUCGUCUAAAACUACUGAUGGAAAUAUGUCAAAACAUUCAGUCUGUGUUGUUUUUGUUUAAUUAGAUGGAAAGAAGUGACACCAUAGUGCUUCUCUGUAUUAACAUGGAGGCUUGAGCCUUUGUGGAAGCUGGUAAUACUUAUGCAAACAUGCACUCGUCAGAUUGACAACUUCCCCCUGUUUGUCAUUGUUUCUUAAAUGCAGCAGGAACCUGCAGUGGAACGUAUCCCCGCUGAUCUCCAACAUCUUCUGGAUUCCUUCACACUUAAAAAUUUCUCCCACUGAGUAGAGCUGAGCAUUAUUUUGUGGCAUUCAGUGCUGUCUAUGAAAACAAGUCUGAUACUGUUUUUGUUUUACAUUUGUUUCAAAUGCAUGUGAUAUUAUUGCCUUUUACCUGCAGAUAAUGACAUAAAGGAACCUGGAAAUUGUUGUGGUUCUUGAAAGAAACAGGUUUGUCUUCCAGUUAGUGCCAUCAGGAGCACCAGUGAAAUGUGCCAAUGUUCACGAGGUGACACGGGCAAAGCAGACCCUUUCAGGAGAUGUUGGUUUCGAAUGAACCCUGAAGUGGGCCUUAAAACAGCAUGUUUCUUUGUCAGUCUGCUGCCUUUUCAGUUUCUCACUGCUGAGUCCACAUCCCGUGCAAAACCCGAAUCUAGCUGCCAGUCGAAGCUAAAAUGUCCACCUUGUUUAUGACUCUGCACCAUGUUUUUAGUUUUGACAGGCACAUACUUUCUUCUCCCUGCUGUAAACUCCGGUUUAUCAGCUCAGUCAUUUGUGAUGAAACUCCUGAGCAAUCAUGCUUGUGUGUGCCAUUUGUACAGCCUCUAAGAUCCUGAAAAGAUGAAUAUUUUCUGAUCUGUUCCAGCCAGGAUGAUAGGGCUGUCGCCUCAACAACUGACGUAAUAAAAGGAUAAUGCGUUUC